Molecule: messenger RNA, 4214 nt
Organism: Macrosteles quadrilineatus (aster leafhopper)
Lineage: Eukaryota; Metazoa; Arthropoda; Insecta; Hemiptera; Cicadellidae
Product: thioredoxin domain-containing protein 11
Exons: 15
Coding region: 212-2470 (752 amino acids)
Source: RefSeq, a predicted model, not a curated record
CAAAACAGUUCGUUUCGUUUUUGAGGAGGUUAUCUCUUCAACCAAACAACUUGUCUGCUUAGAACUUAAUUAUUGGAUCAACUACGUCAUGUUAAAGCCUUUUAAAUGCUUGUCUUAUUUGGUUAUAGGUGCUAUAUUUAGUGUUAUUCUUGAUUUUAGAUCAUGAUACAAAUAGGAGAUCGACCCUGAAACUUUCCUAUGACGUGGAGCUAUGUCCCUAUCUCCCAAUCUGGAUGAAAACGACGAUGUCAAUUUACGUGGCCCAUCAAAACACAUCCAGAGUUUCAACAAAAUGCUAUGCAUCGGAAGAGAAUUAUGUUUCUUGAUGCUGAUUAUUUUCACUGCCUAUGCCUCACUCAACUCAUCCACUCACUCUGGCACCACUCCUCCCCCUGCUCCGAUGUUUUCUCGCAGCUCCCCAGUGGUGGACUACUACAAAGGUCAGCUGUCAGAAGCCAUAUUGCGAGCCAGCGAGUCGGACGUCAGUUUCAUCAUGUAUUACGCUCCUUGGGACGCUGAGAGCCGGGAAACGAUCAGACACUUUGAGAACGUAGCGCUGCAGCAUCAAAAACAGGUAUAUUUUGCCGCCAUUAACUGCUGGCAGCCGGGCGGUGAAUGCAAGCGGACGCUCAACAAGAUACAGCAGUUUCCCAAGUUGGUGGCCUACCUCACUCAUGAGACCGGGGUGGAGUAUAGGGGGCCCAGAGAUGCCAGAUACAUGAGUCGGUUUCUGGACAACGUCAUCAGACCGCUGCACAGAAUACAGAACAUGGAGGAUCUGAUAAGACUACGUAGUGCCUACAAUGCGGUGGUGGUGGCUUUCCUACACUUCCGAGGGCCGCGUGGUGGGCCGCAGUACAGGGCUGUGUACGAAACAGCCCACAAGUACCUGGAGAAGGUGGUGACACAGGAGGUGGCGUUUGCUGUGGUCACAAGCUUCAGGACGACCAGGGAACUGGGCGGAAACCGGACCCCUCACCUCCGACUGUAUUUGUGGAACGAGACUCUGGACUAUCCUGGCCACUACAGUGCAGACGCAAUCUACGAGUGGAUCCAGUCACGGCUACACCAGGUAACACUGUGGAUGACGCCGCCUGGUGUCAAGAGCCUGACUCUGGCUCCGUACGUAGUCAACAGUCCAACGUUGCUCAUGUUCACACCAGCUGACAACUUUGUUAUGUACAACUUGUUGAGAGAAGUUGGUCUUGAGUACUACAACUCUCAAAACAACUCUGAUGUUUCGGAACUUGCCCGUAAUGUCUCAGAGUAUGUGACAGAACGUGUGGGGCAGAUGCGGAGAGCGGCAAUGUCGUGUCACUCGCGACCCCUAGACCUGGCGACCACUGUGCAGGUCGCACAGAGUGUGUGGACCAACAGUAGCUGUGAUAGACGCAAGCGACAAUGUCUGCUGGCCACACAGCGGGCCUCACAGUGCCUCAGCCCCGCUGCAGCUGAGGUUGACCCGUUGUCAGGCGCCGCUCUACAGGACAUGUCUAGACGUGACUUGUGUCGUCGUCACUCCCCGGCCCCCCCACAGCCCCCGCCUACAGACAUGUCUCCACAUCUACGGGGCCUGGCCUACAGACACAACCAAUCCAUUAGUCUACUGGCCAUGGACUCAUUGCUGUACUCUCACUUCGCCAAGGGACUGGGGGUUGAGCUUGACACGAUGAAGGGCAACACUGCUGUUGUCCUGAUGAACCCUGAGAUGGAGACGACACACCUGUUGAGUCAACCCAUCACUCGAGCUUCUCUGUCACAGUUCCUGGUCAACUUCACCGAGGGGAGGUUAGACAGGUUCCAACGAACUGGACUACCCCCUCCACCUCCCCAACCCACAACACUGCCUACUGUGCAGAUUGUAGAGCUGACCACAGCCACCUUCGUGGAGAGAGCAUUCAACAACUCCCAAACCGUGGUAGUUCUUUACUACUCCCCCUACUGUGGAUUCUGCCAGCCAGCCAGUCUGGCCUAUCUGACUGUGGCACGUCGUCUGCGCUCCGUCCCCUCCCUGCUGUUUGCUCGUGUAGACGGAGAGAACAACGACCUCCCGUGGCAUCUGACAGCUCCCAAGUACCCCACAGUGCUGGUCUUCCCUGCUGGACGGAAGGACGAGUCGAGAGUUUUCACCGGUCGGGGUGGCAUUACUGCAGAGGCAUUAACACAGUUUGUGUUGGCCAACCUGCCUUUGGAGCUAAGAUUGUUUGCCAUGGUGCAGGUGUGCCAACUAUCACAGACUAAUGUUGCUCGUAGACAGUGCCUUGUCCAAGUGCGGAGGGAAGUGUUGGAUGCUAUCUCCUCUCAUCUGCUCCGCUACAGAGCCUUGUCUCUGACACCUGAUUCCACCGAGGGCAAGCCCUUAGCCCUGCGUAGAGUGGUUAGCAAGCUGCAGAGGUUAAAGCAGCUCCAGCUAGCUUUGAGUGUUGAUUGGUCUCGACUGCCCAAGUUGUUGCUGAAGGAUGAACUGUGACGUCAUUCUUCCUUUCUCUGGAGGUUACAUUCACUCUGUGCUAAUGAUUCUCAACCCCAUUCAGUUAUCCAUUAAGGUUUGGAACAAAAUUCACCACAAUAUUGAUAAAUGCCACGUAAUUAUAUUAUUAGACCUUGUUUGAAAUAGGACUUGCAUUUGUAUGUACAAAGAGGCCAGUGUUUGUAAAAAAUAAAUUACCUUCAGUUUCCAACAGAUUUUUAACAUUUAGGGUGUUAAUUUUAUAGGAAAAGAAGUUAUUUUAAGGUGAUUAUAACUUUUUCCUGCAGUUACCUAACAAUGUACAUGUUCUCUCACUGAUUUGAGAAAGCAAAGUGGCCAAUUCGCUCAUCAGUGAGACAAUGUUAACAUUGUCUCACUCUAAUUACUUUGUCUCACUCCAGAUUUGCAACGUGAAGGCACGAAAUAGUGAUCGCGUAACAUGCAGACAAGGUCGUAUGCGCGUGAAAAACGUUGGCAGCACUGGCUGUAAAUCAGCUGGUCAGCUGUUGUAUUGUUGUAUCAUUAAAUGUCAUAUUAAAAGUUCACUUCUGUGUUAAAAUAUGUUACGUUUCUUUACCAAUUUAUUUGUUUUAUGGUAAUGGUAACUGUAGGAAAAAUAUAAUGUGCAACUCGAGUGCAAAGUGCAAUUGCCUCACUCGAGAAACUUUUCCUCACUCGCCUACGGCUCAUGAGCAAGUAUUUCUCUCGAGUGAGUCAAUUGCUCACUAGUUGCACAAAUAACUAUUUUCAUAAAUUUAUAUUAGCUUGAAUCAUGCAGAAUUAUAUGACAAUACUUGGUUAUUAAAUUGGUACUAUCCUGUAGUUUCAGUUUCAAAUGUCCCUGAAAUGUUAUAUCCUAAAUCAAAACGACCAAUAAUUGCUAAUGUUUUAUUUCAUGGACUUUGGCAUGUAGUUUCUAGAAUUUAAAAUUACACUGUCCACUGAUACUCUCCUUCACUAUGCUGCCUUUUAGUGAACUUUUGACGUUACCAAUAUUCCUAGAUAUGCCAAAUCCAAAUACUAAUCUGCUUAAGCGAUUUCCUAUACCCCAACGGGUUUUAAAAAGUGGAUUUACUUUUAGUGGGCUAAUCCACUUUAUAAAAUACACAUACAUGAAAUUUCAUGGAUAUUAUUUAAUAUUUAUUCAAAUUUGAUUGCCCCCGAUUACAGUGCCUGGGCCUCUUUUACUAUAUGGUAGGGAACUUGUAAAUUGUUGUCCUCAACAUAAGUACACAUUUUUCUCUUGCACCGUUUCCUGUGAUAUUGAUCAUAUCUUGGCUGUGGUAUUUAUUAAGAUUAUUAUGAUUUUGCUGAAGAAUUUGUACAUAAUUAAAAUCCAGAGUGGGUUAAGGUUUUAAACAAUUUUCACUUCUACAGGGUUAAGGUGUAUGUUAGUGAUUCCUUAACCUUAAAAAUUUUCUCAAGAAAAUGUUAACAUUUGUUUUUUAUAAACUACUACAUUGUUAUUUAAAACAUAAAUGUAUAUCUAUUUUGUAUGUAUGAAUAUUUAUCAUUAUAAGAGUGACAUUGUAAAUCAUUGUGUUUAAUUCAAUACAAAUAUUAGUUUUUGGUGCAAUUGUGUAGAACCAAAACUUGCUCUAGUCUAUAAAAUCCACAACGAUUCUAUGUAAAAUUGUACAUAACUAUAUAUAUAUAUGCUAGUUGGUAUAGCGUUGUUACUCAUGUUUAUAUUGUAUAUAUGUAUGUAACAUUUCUUAUGAAAUACACCAGUGUUUGUAUAACU